Molecule: messenger RNA, 3294 nt
Organism: Hemibagrus wyckioides
Lineage: Eukaryota; Metazoa; Chordata; Actinopteri; Siluriformes; Bagridae
Product: transmembrane protein 132D
Exons: 9
Coding region: 1-3294 (1097 amino acids)
Source: RefSeq, a predicted model, not a curated record
AUGUUUAGCACGGAGUUUUUGCCCAUGACAAUGCUGCAAAUUACCCUGGCCAUGUGCCUGGCUACAAUAAUAAAAGGAGCAAAGAUGGAGGAGCUAUCAGAAGACCUAAGAACCUCUUCAUCAGCACUGACCUAUCAGAUCCUCAAUGCAGAUCAUUUCUUUCUGAAAGACACCAGUCAGACCUCAAUGGGAAAUUAUACCCAACAUUCACAGAAACAACCCUUCAUAAUCACUGGGCUCACUGGGAAGCCUACCAUCAACAUCAGCUUUGGGCACAUGUCUGUAGAACAGGCUAUUCCUCCAGACUUGAUUAACACUGGUCCCAGGGUCAGAGCUUUCACACUGGCCCGUCAGGUGCGUUCUGCAUCCCCCAUUAUUCAACUGUUGUUUUAUGCAACAAACAAGACAGAUGAUAUGAUGGAUUUGUCAAGUCGAGUCAGUCCAGGGCAGAGUAACACAGGGUACAUAUGUGUAACAGCACACGCCUUCUGGAAAUCGCAAGAGAUCAGAGGGACCUGCUCUAUUUCUGAAAAUGGAGGCUUCUGUUUGGCCCAGUUAAGGCCUGAACCAGCAUGGUUUAGUCCAGGGAGUGCCAGAUCCAGCAAUGAGCGCAGAGCUUCUUCACGUGGGACUGUUGUGGAGCUUUACUAUCAGACCAGGCCCAGUCCCACCAGCCAGUGUAUUCCUCAAGACAGCAAGCAGUGGCAUAGCCCAACUCAGGAGGAUACUAUUGGACACCAAUCCAGAUCCAUUCUGAAGAAAGUUGGCUAUGUAAAUCUCUUGCGUUCACCUCCAGGGAACCCUAUGUUCAUGCGCCUGCGUCUGGGUGGUGCUGUGAUAAUCCAGACUUCUUCUAAACCCCUGAAGACUACAGACAUGGCCACCUUUUAUGUCUUUUUGUCCAGUACCUCCCAGGUAGAGCGUUUCAUUCUCAGAGUCACAGUAAACAGAGGUUUAUUGUUCAACACAGUGAGACCCAGUGAUACUCAGCUAUGGGGCAUCACCUUGGAUGCAGGAAGACCAGGUGAGACCCAGACUGUGCUUGUGACCUGCCAGAGGAAGAGCAGCAUCACUGCCAAAAGGGGUCUACUUGAGGUCCUGCAGCUGGACUUUGACGCACGUGAGCAGGGUGACCCGGCACAGAUCCAGACAAUCACGUGGCGUCUGGAACGGCCUGGAAAUCCGAUCCGGGAUGAGGGAACGAUGAGGAUUUACAUGCUGCAGAGAGACUAUGUGGGCAUUGCACCACUCAUUAUGAACUCGGACAUCCUCAAUACAGCGGUGCUGAACGGUAAGAUGGUGUCUGUGCCAGUGAAGGUGUUGGGAGUGGAGACAGACGGCUCCGUCAGUGACAUUACUAACUCGACUUGCUGCUCAUCCGCAGACGAAGACACUCUUAAGGUGUCUGAGAGGUGCGAUUAUGUGUACGUAAACGGGAAGGAGACGAGAGGAAGGGUGAGGAUGAUGCUGAACUUCACAUACAGCUACCUGAGCACCCAGCUGGAGGUGAGUGUGUGGAUGCCCCGCCUCCCACUUCAGAUCGACAUGGCCGACCCCGAGCUUAACCAAAUUAAGGCAUGGAGGAUCCCUGUUUCCACAGACAACCAGAGACCGAGUUUGGACAGUGAAGAGGAUAAUGAGAAGAAGGUCAGAGGCUGUGUGGUGCAGUAUCAGCACAGCCCAAUCCAAGUACUCACAGCCUUCACUGCGGAGGUGUCAGAUUCGAGCACGUCCUCUCACUUCCUGGGUCCUGAGUGGAUGUUGGAUGUGACUCAGCUGGUCCGGUACUCUCUGAAGGUUGGAGACCCAAGCAUUGCUCAGCUGCACAGAAAAACUGUCCUCAGAGGCAGAGCUCCUGGAGUUACCACUGUCCAGGUCAUGUCCCCCCUGUCAGACACAGUCCUGGGUGAGCGGAUGGUGAAAGUGCUGGAUGAUAAAGUGAGCAUCACAGAUCUCAGUGUGCAGCUGAUGUCAGACCUCUCUCUGUCACUUCAGCCCAGCAACAGGGUCAUCGCAGCCAUGGUCACCACUCAGGACACCAUGCACAACCCCAAACAGGAGGCAGUGGUUGCAUGUUGGCUGCACUUCAGCGACGGCUCUCAGGCUCAUCUUGACUUGUUUGAUCCCAGCAGCUACAAGCUUACAGUCUUCUCACUGGAUAACAGGGUGGUAUCUGUAAGAAAAGUCCCAGGUCCUGUCAUGGUGGCCGAGUCAGAGGGAUGGGGCAUGCUGAUCAGAGCUGAGCUUGCCAUCUGUGAAGCCUGUCAGAAGUCCAGACGCAAGAGCAAGCUCGUUGUUGGUGCUGGCAACGUGACAAUCAAAUUCCUUCCAUUUGAGAAUAGAAGGACUGAAGGCAAAUUGAUCCUGACCCCCUUUCAAGGUCUCCUCAGGAGGGACAUAACCACUGACAUACAAGAGAGCACCACAAGAGAUAUCUCUGCAAUGUCAGCCAAGUCCAGGCUGCAAGAGGCAAUAGGAGGGGCUCUCUCCACCAUCAGGGUGAUCAGCAGCAUCAAGGAUUUGACCGCUACAAAUGCUGAAACUGAAAAUGCUCUUGCUACUGUCAAUCCAGCUAAAAUUUUGACUACCUCAGACUUACCACUUCAACCCGAACAGGAAGUGCCUAUACAGGAAGGAGAUUUAGUGUGGACAUUUGGCAUCUUUACACACAUUGAGAUCUGCAUCUACAUGUUCCUAGGUCUCUCCUGCUUGGCAAUUAUUAUCUUCCUGAUUAACUGUAGCACUCAGAAUGCAAGGUUGCGUGGUAGGAAAUCACCCGUGCAGUGCCAAGGCCCCGAUCAGCACACACAUCACUGGGUGCGCCUGGGCAUGGAUGCAGAACAAUCCAGUGCCAUGCCAAUUGCAACCUCAGUCAACCACCAGGAAAAGGUGCCAAGUACAGCAGGGGAAAGCCCAAAUCCUGCUAUGGAGAACCCCACAGAAAGGACUGCAACCCUGGGUAGAAAAUGUAACACUCUGCCUCUUAGAACCAAUCCUGUGGCACUCAAAUCAGCUGGUCCACUUGCAAAACCAACAAGGAACGAACCAUUGCACUCCCCAACCAGCAAGAGGAACCAGGUCCAGUUCACAACCUUCACCACUCUCGACAUCAAGCACUUGGCAGCACUCAAGAAAAAUUGGUUGGACUUUAGCUGGACCAACCAAGGAGUAAAUCCAGCAACUAAUCAAGGAGAGCUGGCCAGUUUGAACAUGGCAUCCAGUCGAAGUGUAGAGCCUGAUGGUCUUUCUGAAAUUCCAUGGCCAGUGGUAAAACCAGUGGUACAGGGAAAAUGA